Gadus macrocephalus (Pacific cod) is the source of this 3079-nucleotide messenger RNA. RefSeq names its product transmembrane protein 200B (gene tmem200b). The coding region runs from base 515 to 1777 and encodes 420 amino acids. The transcript is spliced from 2 exons. The record is from RefSeq and is a predicted model, not a curated record. Lineage: Eukaryota; Metazoa; Chordata; Actinopteri; Gadiformes; Gadidae.
CUUGUCAAAGAUGCUUAUCCAACAUCUAAGCUAAGUGCUCAGUGGAACCAAGGACAAAACCUCAUUAUUAUGACCUAUAACAGUUAUGCCUGGUGCACUAUUGAUAUGAUCCGAUAUUUCAGGAAGGAUCCUGAAUGGUUGUUGGCCUAACCUCAUUAAUUCGCACCUUCAAAAUUAUAUAUAAUUGUAGGCCUACUGUAACUGUAGUCGGGGAAAUUAUUUUUCAUGUUCGUCCUCUUCGUCCCAUUUUUGCACUCAUUUCACAGCCUGAUCUUUCUAGCCUACAGGUUGUUCAAAGGAGAAUUACAGCAACGGCAUCAACUAUGAAGCUCCCAGUCCUGCAGGGCACUGUGAGUCCUUCAGCAUCACCGCGUCCCGGUGCCCCCCGGUCCACCGUCACCAUGUGAGCCCCCUUCCGACAGCAACACUCUGCACGCCGAACAUCUCAGCAAGAUGCUCCGCUAAGACCCCUCGCUGUGCUAGAACCUCCAGAGUCUCUGCCCCGACCCGCACCAUGAAGACCAAAGGCCUGCCCACACUCUCCCCGUCCCACCAGACCCACAAGUCCCGCUUCAGCCUGCGGAGCAAGAAGAAGAAAGCGGGGGUCAUCCGAGGCAAACUGCGCAUUCGCUCCAUCCCGGGGGCCUUCCUGGUGCUGGGGAUCGUGGUGGUGGUGGUGGGCACGGGGCUCGCUGUGGCGGGCUACUGGCCGUACCGGAUCUCCCGCGCUUCCAUGCUGGGGCCCGGCGAGGCGGAGGGCGUCUCCAACACUCAGACGUCGAGCUGGAGCCUGGGAGCCAAGAGCUUGCUGACCACGGCCGGACUCAUCCACAGCGAGCGCAUGAAGCUCCUCGGCCCCGUCAUCAUGGGGGUGGGGCUCUUCAUCCUGAUCUGCGCCAACACGGUCCUCUACGAGAACCGCGACCGGGAGACCCAGGUGCUGCUGGCGCAGAUGCGCAACGUCAUCUGCUCCGUGUCCGCCGUGGUGCCCUCGGCGGAGCUGACCGAGAUGGCCGUGACUAACUCCAUGGCCAAACAUUACCAGUGGGUGAGCACCCUGCCCGCCGCCCACCUCAACAUCCUGUGUCUGCAGGCCAGCUCCGAGCCCCUGCUAAUCACCAGGACUCAGCAGCAGCAGCAGCAGGAAGAGACGGCAGAGGGGAAAUACCAGCGGGCGGUCCAGUGGACCCAGGCGCUGCACCACCAGGAGUCGGCCUCCACCCCCUCCCUUCACUCCUCCUCCAGCUCCCACAACUCCAGCGCGACGGACCUCACCUCCAGGCUCAACCCCGGGCGGGAGGCCGCCGCCGCCGCCGCCGCCGCCGCCGCCGUGCCUCCGGUCCGCCCGGCCUCCAGCUCACAGUACAGCAACUGCCUGGUGUCGGCCAGCUCCAUGUCCACUCUGGAGGGCGAGGACCCCGAGGUGGCCACGCCCCGGCGCUGCCACAGCGUCAGCUACAGGACUAACCCCCGCGGGGCCCCGCUCCUGCGGGAGGGCGGUCGGGAGGAGCGCGGGGGGCCCAGGGCCUUGAGGAGGGAGGCCAGCCUGCAGGUUUACGUCAACGUCCCGGAGCAGUCACGGGGCCCGCCGCCCAGCGAGGGGAGGCCGAGCGAGGAGGAGGAGGCCCACCGCAGCUGGCCCCGGCUGGACCUGGGCUGCGGGAGGAGGUACCUGAAGCUGGAGAACAAGGAGGACUCUGUGGACAGGCUGCUGGAUCAGAUGGAGCAGCAGUGUUCUCCCUGGGACAAGAGCUUCGGCUCCGGGCCGUUCCAGUGAGGGGGGGGGGGGUGCAUCAUGGCCUCCCUUUCUCUCACGGUCAAAGGAUUUAUUUUUCUUCCGAUUGCGCAGUCGUUGUUGAGGAAGGAGGAGUGCUUUUUAUUUUUUUUUCCUGGGUAUUCAUGUCGCACUUUAUUUGAUAUGACAUGGAACCGCUGGAGCGCCGGAUUUGAAAUUGAUGUCAAUUCUAUUCCUGAAGGGUGUAUAGACACAACAUACCGCCUUGGUUUAAUCCAUUGGAUUUAUCAUUCUAACAAAGGCCUUGGUCUGAAAAAGGAUUAUCUGGAUUCUCAUUUUGAUUUUGUAUUUUUUGAAGGUGAACCGAGAGUCGAAUUGUUUAGCAGUUUUGUCGGCAGUGCAGAAAAGUGACUUAUCUCUUGUUGCUAAAGCAGUUGCUUGUUCUUCCAACACACCAGGAAGCCCGUUGAGAGGGGAAGAAAGGCCAGAUUAAGGGACGGCUUCACUGUGCAAUCCAUUGAACACUAAACUACCUGGAGCUCUAGCCCGUACGGUGCUAACAGCUUCCCCAGAUAGAGAAGAGCUUGUUUUCUAUUGUUGUUGUUCCAGUUGGGAGUCCCAUAUUCUUAAAGCAUUGCAUGGUAGCGAUGUACAGGAUGUCACAUCUUUAUGCAACAUGACCCAGCCACUAGGGCGAACGUUACAAGGGAAAAUAUUUGUUAAUCUGUGGUAAGGAGAAUUGUAUGUUUUGUCCUAAUCUUCCUAUUCGCCAUCUCCUUACAGCAGCUAGCAUUAGCGCAUUAGCGCUAAUGUGUUAGCCACCUUUAAGUGAAUUCUGUGUUUAAGCAGAGGGUCACUCCUGCUACAGCUCAGUACCAACAUAACGUACUGGAAUGGAUAACUGCGUUGUGUGUGUGUGUGUGUGUGUGUGUGUGUGUGGAGGGGGGGGAUGUGGCGAUCAGCAUUCUUGCAUGCAUGUGAAACCACGUAGAGAACAGGAGGUUGGAUUCCGGGAUGAUGAAAGCAAAAAGGUUUUUCCAGAGCCCGACUGAUAUUGUUUUUGAUAUUGAUACUGGUAUCAGUGUAUAAGCGGUUGUAUAUGUCAAUACAAUACAAUAUACAGUAUAUGUCAUGCAAUGUAAAAAAAAAAAUUAUGUCUCACAAAUAAUAUCAUUGUGUAACCCAGGCUAUAUUUUUGACCAUUGCCUAAUUACGGAGUAUUAUUGACGACAAUUCCAUUUCCAAAGAAAUCAGCUAAAAUAUAAUAUAUAUAUAUACUGCAUCAAAUAUUCAACCAUUGGUAACGAGGUUCAGUGGGGUGCUGAACUGAAAGGGGUCCUCCAU